GCAGCUCAAGCAUCUGUAACAGGGGAGGGCACGGGGAACAUUCUUUACUCCAAGCACAGUGUAUGGCAUCAAAGGACUACAUACCGACCAUCUGUGACAUCGUAGCGCAUACUCGUUUUUACUGUGAUACGGACACAGGAGAUACUGACAAGGGAUGAAUUCUCUUCCACCCCGUGGAUGCGCCCUAACCGUGUCCAAUGGAUCUCCCCGGCAUCAGCAACGCGAGCGUGGACAACAUGUCGGGCUCGGGCUUCAUUUUAGAGAUCGUGACCAUCAAAGCCGUUGUAAACAGCCUGAGCACUCAGGCCAGCAACUACACAGCCGCGGGCGAGGUGCCCAGCAACACCCCGGUGAGGAGUUCGGAGGGGAACUCGGUUCUCCAGGGCAUCGCGGUGGCCGCGCAGGCGCUGCUGCUCCUGGCCAUCUUCUUACUGUCCAGUCUGGGUAAUUCAGUGGUCGUGGUGGUUAUAAUCAAACACAGGCAGUUGAGAACGGUCACUAACGCGUUCAUCAUGUCCCUGUCCCUCUCCGAUUUCCUCACGGCCGUUCUUUGCUUACCCUUCUCCUUCAUGAUGCUCUUCAGCAAGGAUGGCAAGUGGAUGUUUGGGGAUCCCUUUUGCGUCGCCAACGGCUUCUUCAACACCUGCUUCGGCAUCAUCUCCACCCUGACCAUGACUCUCAUCUCAUUCGACCGCUAUUAUGCUAUCGUCAGGCAGCCGCAAGCUAAAAUCGGCCGCAGGAGAGCGAUCCAGCUCCUGACGGCCGUUUGGUUCUGCGCGGUGGUCUUCUCGUUUCCUUGGUACCUGCUUAUGGAGACCUCCAGGCGCUUGGUGGUGCACAAACCGGGGUUUUACCAUUGCAUGUACGUGUUCCACUCUGGCACCUCCAGGAUGGGCACUGCAUACAGCGUAGCUUUAAUAGUAGCGUGUUACCUGCUUCCCUUCGCCCUCAUGUGCUUCUGCCACUACAACAUCUGCAAAACCGUCCGGCUGUCGGAGAUCAGGGUGCGGCCGGUGACCACUUACGCGCACCUGUUGCGCUUCUACAGCGAGAUGCGCACCGCCACCACCGUGCUCAUUAUGAUCGUGUUCAUCAUCUUCUGCUGGGGGCCCUACUGCCUGAUGGGCAUCAUCACCGCGCUCGGGAGCUACUCCUUCAAUCCUGCUAUGGAUACCGUGGCCAUCUUGAUGGCGUGGGCUAACGGUGCCAUCAACCCGCUGAUUUACGCCAUAAGGAACCCGAAUAUAUCCAUGCUGUUGGGUCGGAGCAGAGAGGAGGGAUACAGGACUAGAAACAUCGCCGCGUACCUGUCCACGCAGACGCAGCGCAGGGACUCGGUCCGGAACCGGGCGGACCGGAUUAGAGACCGGUACGUGAGCCGCCACGGCGCAAACAGCCGUCUGUCUUCCUCCAGCCCGGCCAACGGCGGAGAUGUGGCCAUGUGGGCCUGUAAAAACCCGGCGGUGUUCUUCUGUAGAGAUGCGCAUCCGGAUACGAUCACUGAACCAGCGGUGCCCAAAGUUGAGACUGCUGACACCAGUUUGUAACGCGCGCACACAUUAUGAUAACGACGGGAGGAGCUACAGGUGGACAGUGGGACCUUACUUAAAAUUACUUAAAAAUGUCAAAUUUCGUUUAUUGCAUUGGAUAACAAAAUGUCAAGUCAGGUUUAAACAUUUAACAAACUUUUCUAAUGCAAUGAUAUUAAUACAUCAAGUGUAAGUAUAAUUCAUUUAGAAUGGAACUCUUUUGAGUUCCUUUACUUUCAAACUUCUUUUAUGAUUUUAUAUGACAUUCACAUUGUUUGCAUUUACCAGAGGCUGUUUAGCCUAUUGAUAUUUGGCUCAUACAGUAAACAUAUAGCCUAUUUUAUUAGAGACCCUUAAUAUAAUUUUUUGUUAAGUGACAUUUAUGCUGGGUUUUUUUUUUUAUCUUUCUUUCCUUGGGCCAUUUUAUCUUAAAAGAGCAAAAGUGUUUUAUUAAAUAUUCUGUUAAAUAAUUAAGCUUUUGACAAAAGGAGCUGACAAUCACCAACCUUUACGUUGUUGAUCACAUUAAAUAAAAAUGUGAUCUUUUCUGUAGGGUCUCACUUUUGCUAUAUAUAGCUAAUGCAAAUUUGUACAAAUUUGCAGAUUUUUUUAAUGUUUUUAUUUAUUUAUUUAUUUAUUACGUUUUUGUAGUUUUUUUUUAUAACGAUUUGUUCUUAUGUAUUUUAUGACAGCAGUAGUACCUCCCUUCAGAUUUCAGUAAAUCAUAGGCAUUUAAAUAAACUGGAACACUAAUCAAAGUUUCAUGUCAGUUCCAAAUAUCUGAUUGUACAUUACCUAAUAAUAUUAUUAUGUUGUAUGAUGUUUAAAUGAGCAUUAUUUUGUGUGUAUUUUUAAAGCUGAAGUAUGUAGACUAAUAUAGACGUCACUGGCACCACAGCAAACUCUAAAAGUGACGCUUUACGAAAAAAAAAAAGAUAAACCCCGCCCCCAACUCACGCCAUUGGUCGAGUCAGUAUUAUAGUGUACAGUAGGACUAGGCUCGCUCUUUUCAUAAAACUGUUAAAACUUUACAUUCUUCAGCUUUAAAUAUAAAUAGGCCUACAAGUAAAAUUAUCAAAGCUUGAAUGUGAAUGAAUUUAAAUGCAUUAUUCUGCAUUAUAAUUUUUAUUAAUGAUUAUUAAGUCAUUAUAAAGUGUAACCGAAUUUUUUACAUUUAAUUUUUUUAUACCAUCAACCUAUAUUUGAAACCAAACUCUCCAAGCAUGAGUUUAUUAAUGUAAGUGUGUCGACUAGUGUGUGCGAAGUGCCAAGAUGAAAGUCACUCGAGCCUAAUGCAAAUGCUUUACAACACUGUGAAUGAACCGAAGGGUUAACAGAAAUCUCUCUCACAGCCUAAAACCAUAUCCAUGCUGUUCAUCAUCUACACUGACCUGGAAUAUUAACAGUGAAACGUAUAAGAGUUGAGAGGAUUUUAUGACUAAUUAAUUGAAUAAUCAGUCAUAAUGACAUGGUCGUUUAAGAAAUAGAGCUUUUUUUUUUUUUUUUUCAAUGUAAAAUGUCUUCGCUUUUAGGUUUACACCCUUCGGUUUUUUUUAAAUUAAAUCUUUUUCACAACAUUCAUCAGUAUUUAUAUAAAUGAAUUAUAUACAUUUAAUUUUUUUUUUUAUUAAAGACCAGCUUUAGAGAUCUAGAAAGGUAUAUUGUGUUGAUAAUACAAUCUAACAAAAGCACAUUUGAAACUUUUCUUGAAACAGAUAUAUUUUAAAGACAAUAUAAGCAGGCAUAAAAGAGUCAUAAGCCUAUUAAAUGUUUUUAUUUAUUUUUUACCAUAAGAGGAGAGAUGCAUUAUUAUUUUCAAAUACUCAAAUUAUUCAUUUUUUUAAAUAUCAAAGACACUUCCUAUUUGAAAAAAGCUAUUAUGAAAUAAACAUCGCUACACAUUAUGUCUUUGAAAGCGGUUUGCCUGAAAUAAAGUUUGAAUAUGUUUUACCCAUUUUAUGUUUGAUUACUAUUCACAAAUCACUACUGUG
This is a messenger RNA of Cyprinus carpio (common carp), 3520 nucleotides long. RefSeq names its product G protein-coupled receptor 135-like. Gene Ontology annotation, cellular component: membrane. Lineage: Eukaryota; Metazoa; Chordata; Actinopteri; Cypriniformes; Cyprinidae. The record is from RefSeq and is a predicted model, not a curated record. Gene Ontology annotation, biological process: G protein-coupled receptor signaling pathway. Gene Ontology annotation, molecular function: G protein-coupled receptor activity.